Molecule: messenger RNA, 1140 nt
Organism: Telopea speciosissima
Lineage: Eukaryota; Viridiplantae; Streptophyta; Magnoliopsida; Proteales; Proteaceae
Product: NAC transcription factor 56
Exons: 5
Coding region: 16-1119 (367 amino acids)
Biological process (GO): system development; regulation of DNA-templated transcription
Molecular function (GO): DNA binding
Source: RefSeq, a predicted model, not a curated record
UCAUAAAAUUCAAUCAUGGAGAGCACAGACUCUUCAACCACCAGCUCACUACAGCAACAACAACAACAACAACAACAACAACAACAACAACACCAGCAACCACAACUCCCUCCAGGUUUCCGAUUCCACCCAACAGAUGAAGAACUUGUGGUUCACUACCUGAAGAAAAAAGCAUCUUCUGUACCUCUCCCUGUUACCAUCAUCGCUGAAGUCGAUCUCUAUAAGUUCGAUCCAUGGGAGCUCCCAGGUAAGGCAACGUUUGGGGAACAAGAAUGGUACUUCUUUAGUCCCAGAGACCGGAAAUAUCCAAAUGGGGCAAGGCCUAAUCGUGCUGCAACAUCUGGGUAUUGGAAAGCUACCGGCACCGAUAAACCUAUAUUAACCGGCGGUGGAACUCAGAAGGUCGGAGUGAAGAAAGCCCUUGUUUUCUAUGGCGGGAAACCCCCUAAAGGUAUUAAAACCAAUUGGAUCAUGCAUGAAUACAGGCUUACAGAUAACACUAACAACAACAACAAUAAGCCUCCUGGUGUUGAUAUAGCCAACAAGAAGAGCUCCUUAAGGCUUGAUGAUUGGGUGUUAUGCCGGAUAUAUAAGAAGAACAAUUCAAAUAGAGCCAUGGAGAAAGAAGAUUCAAUAGAUGACUUGUUUGCAUCACUGCAACCACAACAACAGAACCCACCAAGGCCACCUUCUCAUCACAAGUCCACCACCAACUUUGGUGCUUUGCUUGAGAAUGAAGGGAAUCUCUUAGAAGAUUUAUUAACAGAGGGUGCUGGAAUCAACAAUAGCUCUAUGCUUCAACUAGCUUCAUCAUCUAUCUCAAAGUCAGAACUCUCAAUGGUUCCACUCCCUCUGAAACGCAAUCUCCCACCACCCUAUUGGAACGACGUCGAAACUACUCCGGCGAAGAGAUUCCACACCAAUAAUACCAGCAGCAACAGCGGUGGCGGCGGCGGAACUACCUGCACCAAUACUGAUGGAAACAAUCAGAUUGCAACUUUACUCAACCAACUCCCACAUGCAGCUUCUUCAUUCCAUCAACACUCACUUCUUGGAUCACUAACUGAUGGUGUUUUCCGGCAGCCUUACCAACUCCCUGGCAUGAAUUGGAACUCUUAGUUAGUAAUCAGUAUGGGGGCU